This is a messenger RNA of Myripristis murdjan (pinecone soldierfish), 1741 nucleotides long. Its product is annotated as beta-crystallin A1-like. The transcript is spliced from 6 exons. Bases 520 to 1146 code for a protein of 208 amino acids. Gene Ontology annotation, molecular function: structural constituent of eye lens. The record is from RefSeq and is a predicted model, not a curated record. Lineage: Eukaryota; Metazoa; Chordata; Actinopteri; Holocentriformes; Holocentridae. Gene Ontology annotation, biological process: lens development in camera-type eye; visual perception.
AUUGUGUGAAUGAGGGGAAAAAAUUAAACUUUAACUUGCCCACUUACAUUUCUUUACAUUCAUAUAGUCUAGAGCCACCCUGCCAUCCACUGCUCUGUCCCCCAGCGGUGCCUCUCUGCCCUGCUGUUAAUCCCCGCAUUCUCCACCGCUAUCCCGGCCCUUUGUGCCUCGCCACACGCCGGACUGCUGACCGGGGCCCGAACAUACCGGAGCGCCUUUGUUUCAGGGAGGGCCGGCGCUCUAUAGGAUCUGCUGAGCUGGCCGGGGGGACGGGAUAACGCCAUACAGCGACCGUGCAGGAGCACCGGGAGCGCGCUUCGCCGCCAGUGUGACGAAUGGACCGAACUGGUCCCCCGUGCGCUCCGCCGACCCACGCCGUGAACGCGCCUGGGCAGGCGCGCUCCCCGUUCCGUCGGUAUAAAACUGAAGCGCCAGGUUCUCCCAAAGCUCUACGCGAGACAGGCGGUAGGCGCGUACCACUCCCGAGCUCUUCUAAUAAGUGCCAACCUAGGAGUAAAAAUGUACAGAACUACAAGGUCCCCAAUGAUCCAGCCACUGGUCAACUCGGGAAUGGGCAUGGCUCCUUUCUUCAAGGUGACCGUGUUUGAGCAGGAGCAUUUCCAGGGCAAGUGCCAGGAGUUCACCUCCGAGUGCUGCAACAUCCAGGAGUGUGGCCUUGACAACAUCCGCUCCAUCAGGGUGGAGAGUGGAGCCUGGGUGGGUUUCGAGCACCAUGACUUCCAGGGCCAGCAGUUCAUUCUGGAGAGGGGUGAGUACCCCCACUGGGACGCCUACAGCGGCUCCCUCUCCUACCAUGUGGAGCGCCUCAUGUCCCUGCGCCCCAUCUACUGUGCUUCCCAUCAGAGCAGUCGCAUGAUCAUUUUUGAGAGGGAGAACUUCAUGGGCCGCAGCGUGGAGCUGUGUGAUGACUACCCCUCUCUGCAGGCCAUGGGCUGGAUGAUGCCUGAGGUUGGCUCCAUGCACGUGCAGUGUGGCGCCUUCGUGUGCUACCAGUACCCUGGCUACAGGGGCCAGCAGUACAUCAUGGAGUGUGAGAGACACAGUGGAGACUACCAGCACUGGAGGAACUGGGGCUCCCACUGCCAGACCCCCCAGAUCCAGUCCAUCAGGCGCAUCCAGCACUGAGAGGAGGAAAGGAUGAGGCUGAGGCCGUGGUGAGAGCCACGGCCCACGGACAGCAACUCCCCUGGACUCCCCCUCCCAUCCCUCAUAGCCUCACCCUCUCUCUCUCUUUUCUCCUCUCUCUCCUUUCCUUCCCCCUGACCUGAGCAGCAACAGCCGCCCCGACCUGACUCCACUCCCACCACUACUGACCUACAGCCGCUCCGAAAGUGUGAUAAGAGACAAUAUCGCACUGUUAAAGCACAGGGAAAACACACAUGCUUCCACACACACACAAAUACAAGCUGACAUGACUUGACUGGCACUCUCAAGUGUCUUUUUACUUGGUUAGAAGCACCUACACACGCAUGCCUACACACACCUGCGCUGUACUCUCACCUAAGCAGGGCAGGGAAACAGCGCCGCCCCUCACUGUGCUGGAACUAAAAGCAGGGGAGAGGGGGCUCCAAAAUGGCGCAGUGUCCAAGGAAAGCCUCCUCGGUUGCACUUGGCUCUCUCCCAGCGCAGUAAGGCAGUGUGGCCGAGUCUGUGUUGUGGGUGCAGCUCAGAUGUGUUUUGUUGUUGUGUGUAGGGGUUUGAUCCACAGGUUGAUAACUAA